UAUUUGACUGUUACACUGGUUUGGCACACGAAUCACUGUUGAGAACAUCCUGGAGUACAUUUUACAAAGUGUUUCUCAUACAGGUCAGGCUGCGAGGCUGCUGUGAUGGCGGUGAAGCUGCAAGGCUUUGAGUUCUGGAAGACCACGCUGAGGGGAGCGCGUUACGUCGUUGCACCCAUGGUGGACCAGAGCGAGCUGGCCUGGCGUCUACUGAGCCGUCGCCAUGGCGCCGAGCUGUGCUACACGCCCAUGCUGCACGCGCAGGUGUUUGUACGCGACGCCAACUACAGGAAAGAUAACCUGUACAGCGAAGUCUGCCCCGAAGACAGGCCGCUUAUUACACAGUUCUGUGCCAACGACCCAGAGGUGUUUGUCCAGGCAUGUCUACUGGCUCAGGACUACUGUGAUGCUAUCGAUCUCAACCUGGGAUGCCCACAGAUGAUCGCCAAGAGAGGGCACUACGGGGUCUUCCUACAGGAUGAGUGGGAGCUGCUGGAGAAGAUGGUGAAGCUAGCCAAUGAGAAGAUCUCUGUUCCCAUCACCUGUAAGAUCCGUGUGUUUAACAAGAUGGAGGACACUGUUCAGUACGCUCAGAUGCUGGAGAAGGCUGGCUGCCAGCUGCUGACCGUCCACGGUCGGACCAAGGACCAGAAAGGACCCGCGACAGGCAUCGCUAGCUGGGAACACAUCAAGGCUGUACGGAACGCUGUUAACAUCCCUGUGUUUGCUAACGGUAACAUCCAACACCUGAGUGAUGUGGAGCAGUGUAUGGAGGAGACUGGAGUACAGGGGGUGAUGAGUGCAGAGGGGAACCUCCAUAACCCAGCUCUGUUUGAGGGUCUCAGCCCUCCUGUAUGGGAGAUGGCUGAGGAGUAUCUGGAGGUGGUCAGUCAGUACCCUCCCUGUACCCUGUCCUAUGUCAGAGCACACCUCUUCAAGCUCUGGCACCACACGCUGCAGAUCCACAAGGACCUGAGAGAGGAGCUGGCCAAGGUGAAGAACCUGCAGGGGCUGACAGAGGUCAGCAGACAACUCAGACUACGCUGCCAGGAGGAGAUAACCAAUGGAGGAGAGGAGGCGGGGCAGGUGGUUGGGCUGCCAUUCCCUCAUUGGAUCUGCCAGCCGUACGUCAGACCAGUGCCGAAGGAUCCGGUUGCUAACGGUAACGGUACGGAGGUGAAGGCAGUGUGUCACAAGAGGGCGUUGUCACAAGAGGACUCGGACGGCGCGAGCGAUGCCCUCUCCAAAAACAAACAGAAGAAGAAAGCCAGAAACCCCCACAAGAACUUCUGUCCCGAGCAGAAACCAAAGUACAUCAAGUGUGAGCAGUGUGGAAAUCCAAAGGGUAAUCAGUGUGUAUUCAACCUGUGUCGAGGCUGCUGUAAAAAGAAGGCCUACAAGGAGGUGGCAGACUGCCCAAGUCACGGGCUGAGGUUCAAGACCAAGGCAGAGAAACAGAAGUCAGAGCGGGAAGAGGAGGAGGGAAAGAGCAGAGGAUUACAGGAGGAAGAGGAUGGAGGAUUGUUGAACGGGACCCUCAGCACCCCAACAGACCCCCACAGAGGACAGACUGUGUCCUGAGACAUGGACAUCCAUUCAGACGAAGAGCAGUACACACACACACACACACACACACACACACACACACACACACACACACACACACACACACACACACACACACACACACACACACACACACACACACACACACACACACACACACACACAGCAGGAUGUGAGAAACUGUAUCCAUCAACAGUAUACAGAGACACAAGAACAUAUUGUAAGGAACACACGUGUGCAUCCAUCCUGUCUCAUACAUACUCACCACUGUCCUCCAUUGGUGCUGUGCUGCACUGGCUUAGAUGGGGUUUCACCACUACGCCCUCCUCCUCCUACCUGACUGACUGGGGGAGUCUUCCUGGACUAGCUCCACUGGGACUGAUGUAAUGGGGGGAGUCUUCCUGGACUAGCUCAACUGGGACUGAUGUAAUGGGGGGAGUCUUCCUGGACUAGCUCCACUGGGACUGAUGUAAUGGACUAAUUUCUCUCUUGGACUUUAGCAUAACAAGUUAGCUUUGAAGUCAGAGAUUCACCCCAAAAAGUGCAGUUCCAUCUGGGUCUUUCUAGUUGGUCUACAGCCGUUUCUGGAAGGAGGAAAAGCUCAGUCGUAACAGUACUAUCCCAGUACUGCUCAAUCUCUACAUUUAUUUGUCUUUUGGUUGUGGUAAAUAAUGGGACUAUUUCCUGUUGAUCUUUGUCAUGUGUUCCCCCUGAACUAGAAUGAUAUUUUAUCACCUGACUGUUAGAAUGGUGACUCUCUGUCCAACAGAAGUCAGUCCGUUUUUUUUUUAAUAUAUAAUUUUUCAUCAAGCGCCUAGUCUUAAUGUGUGAUGUGUAGGGCUUGGAGUUUGUUUUCUAGGCCUGUCUCCAGAAGGUAUUUUAGGGUAGGUGUGCUGAUCUGAGAUCUGUUCUUCAUAUUCAUAAUUCAUCAUUGUUGGAGCGGUAGGUAGCCUAGUGGUUAGAGCUUUGGGCCAGUAACCGUUGGACUAGUAACCGAAAGGUUGCUAGAUCGAAUCCCCGAGCUGACAAGGUAAA
This is a messenger RNA of Salvelinus namaycush (lake trout), 2601 nucleotides long. RefSeq names its product tRNA-dihydrouridine(16/17) synthase [NAD(P)(+)]-like. NCBI's taxonomy places the organism in Eukaryota, Metazoa, Chordata, Actinopteri, Salmoniformes, Salmonidae. The coding region runs from base 106 to 1581 and encodes 491 amino acids. The transcript is spliced from 14 exons. The record is from RefSeq and is a predicted model, not a curated record. Gene Ontology annotation, molecular function: tRNA dihydrouridine synthase activity.